UUUUUUUUUAAACACGUUCAUGCUCUAUAUUGAAGAAUCUGGCUGUAAACACCGCUGCCCCCCAUCUUGAAGCGAAUACAAGUGCACAGGUUCACCAUGGGGAUCAAGGCUGCCCUCCCCAGAUAUGAGCUGUAUCUCUACACAGCGGUGCUCGCCGGGGCCUUGGUGUGGGCAGGCAGUUGGAUUUCUGAAGCUUCGAGUGAGAAUACAAACAGAAAGGCCUUCAAGGAAAGCGUGAAACCAGGAUGGCAUUACUUUGGCAGGAAAAUGGACGUCGCAGACUUCGAGUGGAUGAUGUGGUUCUCUACAUUCCGCAAUCAUAUCCUUUUUGCUCUCAUGGGCCACGUUAUCUUUGCCAAGAUAUUCACCCUCGUGGCUCCAAAGCACAGAUCCUUGAUCUUCGGUGUGUACGGCGGUUUGGCAGUGCUGACCACGAUGGGCUGGACCUUCAUGGCCCUGGUCCUGUCUCACUGCGUCGUGCUCUUCAGCGUCGCCCUGGUCAAGAAGAAGUGGCUGUGCUUUGUGGCCGGCCUCACCACGCUGGCCUCCAUCAAGCUGGAGCCCUAUAACUCCUGGCAGGAAGCCUUGGUGACCGGCUCUUUCGACCUGCAAGACAUCCUGUUCUAUGGCGGCUGCGGCUUCAGCAUCCUGCGCUGCAUGAGCUUUGCCUUGGAGAACUGCGAGAGGAAGGACGGCAACUACACAUUCUCGGACCUGCUGCGAUACAACUUCUACCUCCCGUUCUUCUUCUUCGGACCCAUCAUGACGUUCGACAGGUUCCAUGCCCAGGUGAACAACAUCCAGCUGACCCGCAAGGAAAGGGAGCUGUGGAACAUCACCACCAAGGCCUUGCGGCACCUGGGAGUUAUUCUGGUGGUGGACGUCUUCUUCCACUACCUCUACAUCUUGACAAUCCCCAGCGACAUGAAGCUGGUCUCUAAGCUUACUGACUGGAGUCUGGCUGGUCUGGCUUACUCCAACCUGGUGUACGACUGGGUGAAAGCAGCCGUGAUGUUCGGCGUCAUCAACACUGUGGCGACGCUGGACCACCUGGACCCUCCUCAGCCCCCCAAGUGUAUCACCAUGCUCUAUGUCUUCGCUGAGACGCACUUUGACAGAGGCAUCAAUGACUGGCUGUGCAAGUAUGUUUACGACUACAUUGGCGGGGAUCACAAUCAAAUCUUCAAGGAGCUCCUGGCGACCUUCUGCACCUUCGCCAUCACCACCUUGUGGCUGGGCCCGUGUGAGCUGGUUUACAUCUGGUCCUUCUUCAACUGCUUCGGCCUCAACUUUGAGCUGUGGGUGGCCAAGUUGUUCUCCCUUCCGCCAUUUUCUAUCAUAGAGGGGGCAAUGGGUGAAGCCAUGUCACGCAGGAUCCGGGGGGUGUUCAACGCUGCCAACUUCUGGACCAUCGUCCUCUACAACGUGCUCUCCCUGAACAGUUUGGAGUUCGCCAAGCUGGUGGGAAGACGACUGAUUUUCAAAGGUUUCCCUCUGUCCACCCUCUCCGUGUUACUUGUGACCUACUGUGGCGUGCAGCUGGUGAAGGAAAGGGAGAGACGGCAAGCCCUGCUGGACGAUCCAGAGCCAACGAAGGCCGUGGACGAGGGCAAAGAAAAGGCAGAAUAA
Messenger RNA from Cyclopterus lumpus (lumpfish), 1629 nucleotides. RefSeq names its product hedgehog acyltransferase like, a (gene hhatla). Lineage: Eukaryota; Metazoa; Chordata; Actinopteri; Perciformes; Cyclopteridae. The record is from RefSeq and is a predicted model, not a curated record. The transcript is spliced from 12 exons. Gene Ontology annotation, biological process: negative regulation of N-terminal protein palmitoylation. Gene Ontology annotation, molecular function: acyltransferase activity. Gene Ontology annotation, cellular component: endoplasmic reticulum. The coding region runs from base 97 to 1629 and encodes 510 amino acids.